This is a messenger RNA of Cryptomeria japonica (Japanese cedar), 4263 nucleotides long. RefSeq lists its product as uncharacterized. Gene Ontology annotation, molecular function: phosphorelay sensor kinase activity. Gene Ontology annotation, biological process: phosphorylation; phosphorelay signal transduction system. Gene Ontology annotation, cellular component: nucleus. The transcript has 7 exons. The coding region runs from base 1799 to 3877 and encodes 692 amino acids. Lineage: Eukaryota; Viridiplantae; Streptophyta; Pinopsida; Cupressales; Cupressaceae. The record is from RefSeq and is a predicted model, not a curated record.
CAGCUAAAAUUUGGUACAUUUUAGCGGCUUAUGGGAAAUCUUGUUUAUUUUUGUAAAGAUGGAGAAAACAGGAACAUUUAUAACUAUGUUCAUCCAAAUCCUACUAAAACUCGUAAAUCUGGUGUAUUUAUUACAUUACUCUAAAUUUGAUACCUUAGUUAUCUUGUGGAAAAUCUCUGUAUAGCUGUUGUGUAUUUAAGAGUUUUGUUGAAAGUCUUGUUGAAUUCUGUAAAUUAUAUUUUUAGUCUUGUUCAAUUUUAGCUGUGUUCUGGAAAAUUGUGCUGAACUUGAGCAAUAUUUAACCGUUCUGUAAAAAUUCUUAUUAAAUUUUGAAAUUUUGGUGCUCUGUUAACCGUUUGUCAAAUUUCUUAUUAAAUUUUCAUGAUUUUGUAGACAUUCUAAUUAAUUGUUCUAAAUUUGAUGCAUUAUUUAGCUAUUUUAGUAAAACGGGGGUAAAAUAAAUUUAAGAAAUUGAUGCUUCGAAUGCUUCUUAAAUAUUGAGAGCUCAGUUCUUAUAACCGUAUUUCUAAAGAUAUUUCUGCUUCAAGCCCGAUUCAUUUAGCGCUUUUCAGUGCUUCAGUUUAUAGCUCUAAAAUUCCUGUAUUUCGUGUUGUUUGUUGACAAAUAUUGUGUAUUUUUAGCCAUUCCUGUUAUUUUAUCUAAAUCUUGAGCUAUUCAAUCGAAAAUCUCGUUGAAUUAGCAAAAGCCGUUUAUUUUAGUAUGCUGUAGUGUUUCUGAGCUGUUUUGCUCGUUCAAUUUGUGGUCUUCCAUUUUAAUCUGAUUGGUUUUCGGCACAUCUAAUGGUUAAAUGCUUAUUUGCUUGAACUCCGCUUUCCCUGCCUCCCAAUCAACAAUUUAAUCGGGCUAGAACUCUCUGCUUGAUCUCCGCUAGAACUUGAACCUACCUCACCCUGCUGCGGGGAGAAAGUGAGGAUCUAUGGUGAAAAUUUUAAAAUAGUAUCUUUUCAAAUCUCAUUAUAUCCUAGCUGUUCUUUUUUCUGCUAUAUUUCUUCUAUUCUGUUAAACCCUAGCGUUGAAACCCUCGUUUUUAACUCCAUGGUUUUUUUCUCAGCCAGGUAAACAAGACUUUUAACUGUUUGGAACAGAAUUGCCCCUAUUCUUGCCAUCCACUGCCCCCUUUUUUUGACAACUCUUUCAACUGUUUCCUGCCUGGCUGUGUUUAUUUAGUAUCGUGCGACAUUGCCACAUUUUUACAUUUGCAUUCACAACCUGUGCAUAAUGUGAUCUUUGUAGGACUUGAUUUGAGUUUUUCUUCUUGACAUACUCCAAUGUCUCUGCGUUGAACUUUGUUCUAAAUUUUCCAUGGCAUUUUGGCCCAGCAUAAGUUUAAACAUGCAAAUUUCACAAACUUCACAGAAUAAUUUUUAGCUGUUAUGCAUUUAGAUCAAGGUUUCAUAUUGGCCCCAGCAUAAGUUUAAACAUGCAAAUUUCACAAACUUCACAGACUGUUAUGCAUUUAGAUCAAGGUUUCAUAUUUGAUCUUGAUACUUUGAGACUUCAAAGUUGUGGCAAAGUCUUAAAGCUUUAGUGUGCGUUAUGGCAACUCAACAGCUUACUAUGCGCAAUUUGUUGAAGCUGUGGAUACGACAGGGCAGGUGCAAAAUAAAACCAUCAUAGCUGAAUUGGCUUAUGGAGACAUGUUGCGCUAAUAAUAAAGCUUGGAUAGAGAACAAUGAGAAAUCGACAAAUUCCAGUGCAGCAUUUUGCAAUUUCCAAUUCCAAUGGCUUGUAGCAGGGGACGAUACAAACUUUUGUAGAGAAGAGCCAAUCAUCAAGGAUGUCUUUUGGUUGCAAGGUUCCCCAAGUUUCAAUGUGGAAUGACACGAAAACAUCAAUAAAGAAAUCUGAUUCUUUGAAGGACUUCGAAUAUUUUCAGUGGAUUCACCAUAAAAGAGAAGUUCUUUUCUCUGUUGGAUGUUUCAGUCUAUUGCUUUUCGGAGUUAUAUUGAUUCAUGUUGUGACAGAAGGAUUAAGACUGUCAUUUGUAGUUCCAUGGACAUUUGUUGGAUGCCUUUCUGUUCUGCUCUUUACUUGUCUUCUGUUAUACUACGAAAGGAGUCAAAUAGUGUGUUGUUAUGUUUCGUGGACAUUGCUUUUUGCGGGCUCUAUUUUAUGGUUCAUUGAUAAUUCCUCGGAUAAAAAGCCUAUAUUGAAUAACGAUGUUUCAAGGUGGGAUCUGCAAUACAUUGAUUUUUCCAUUCUCACAGCUCUUCCAUUUCUGUUAUCUCAAUCUUUACAUUUGACAGCUGAAGCCUCUUCUUUUGGGAUCUUAGGGCUUUCAUGUUUAUAUUUCUUUAUCUUAGUAGCAAUUCACUCAUUUAUGUCUCCCUACAUUUUUGCUCCACAAGCUUUAAAUGUUUUAGGGAUCACAUGUUUUUCUGCUUUCAUAGCCCUCUUUAGAGAAUACUUGCGAAGGGAUUCAGACAAGCAAUUGUAUGUUACAACCAAAGCACUGGAAGAGUCUCUUUCAAAAUGCAGGAUGAAAGAGAAUAAAACAAUUCAAGCUUUCCAACAGAACAAGGCCGAAUACCCAGAGAAGAUAAAGUGCAUGAAGCAGUUCCUAAAUUUCAUUUUUCAUGAAAUAAGAGUGCCUUUUAAUGCUGUUGUGUUGGGUAUUGGCCAUAUGCUUGGAAGUAGCCUUUCUGAUGAACAUCGGGAGAUUCUCCAAAUGAUGGAUGCUUCAUCAUCUUGUAUGAUCCGUAUAUUGAAUGAUGUGCUUGACAUGGGUAAAAUUGAAGCUGGAAAACUUCAUCUUGAAAAACAACCUUUCAAGAUGGGAGAGCUCGUAAGUUCUUUGGUAUGUGCUUUCAAAGAUAUUUUUGAUUCAAAAGGAAUCAAGUUUUACAUAUGGAUUGAUGAUGCAACGAAGCAGCUUCUUUCUCAUCAUGAACUGAUUGGAGACAAGCAUCGUCUCCGCCAGGUUCUUGCUAAUUAUCUCUCUAAUGCCUCAAAAUUUACUCCUUGCAAUGGAAAAGUUGGACUUCGCAUAGUUUGCAAUGGCACAUUCAUUGAAGAUCCUUUCCAGAUGGAGCCCAUUCAAAUAGAGGGUGUGCAGAGAUGCAAGUUUUGCUCUUGUAAUGGAAAACAGAAAGAGAGUACCAAUAAACAGAAAACCUUUGCAAGUCUAACUUUGUCGGUUGAGGAUACUGGUAUAGGUAUCAGCAAAGAAGAUAGAGCAAAGCUUUUUUUACCUUACACUCAGUUUAAAGGAGCAGGUUCAGUCCAAGGUGGUGGUGGAACAGGCCUUGGACUUUGUUUUGCUAAAAAGAUUGCUGAAUUAUCUGGGGGCACAGUUGCAGUUCAAUCGGAGGUCGGUAAGGGGAGUACAUUCUCAUUGAUGAUGCCUUUUGAACUUUGUGAAUCUAUAAUUGAAGAUGGAGAAGCAGAGGUAAAACCAUUUGACAUUCAUAUAGAUGGGAGAGGAUUGGCUGGCACUAUAUCUGAAAACAAAUAUGCUGAUUAUUCACUGAUUGGCAACAAGCCAAAGGUAUUGAUUGUGGAGGAUAAUCAAGUCAAUCGAAAGAUAUUGAGGAAAUUGGUAGCAAGCUUCAAUAUUGAUUGUGAUGAUGUGGAGAAUGGAAAAAAAGCAGUUGAUCUCUGUCGUAAUGGAAGUUCAUAUGACAUGAUUUUGAUUGAUAAAGAGAUGCCUGUUAUGGAUGGUUUAGAGGCAACUAAGGAGCUGCGAGCUAUGGGCUUAAAAGUCCCAAUUGUGGGAUUAACUGGCAAUGCAUUGGAUAGUGGUAGAAACCAGUUUCUUGCUGCUGGUGUUGACGACUUUUUCAUAAAACCUAUAUCAAGACAUCAGUUGGUUAAGCUUCUAGAGGCACACAACCUGAUUGCUCGGUCAAAGAAGUAACAUCUUAGAGUAGCAGGAUUUCUUAUAGCUAGAAGAAAUGGAAAUUUUGGUAAGAAUCCAUUUUUAACAGAAAUAGUUUGAAGAUCUCUUAAAGUGUUAAGGCAUGUAUUGCUAACUCUAGAUUUGGAAGUACUUCAUGAAUUUCUUUUAACAAACAGGGAAAGGAUAAACUUAUCCCAUUGGGGCACAUGUAACAUGUAGGAUAAUUAAGAGAUUACAAGUUUCAAAUAAAGCUUGAAUAAAAGCUCUUGGCCCCUGCUGACUGUCAUAGAGAUUACCGGCUAGAUUUGCAAUAUGUAAAUGUUAAAGUUUUGUGCCCCUGUCAACUGUCAAUGAAAUUACCACACAAAAUUGCAAUAUAUAUAUAUAAAUAUGUUCACUUGUGA